GACGCAUCCGCCCGCCGCCAUGCUGAGAGUGGCGGAAGCUCCAGCAAAAGUCUGCGGCGCUAAGGAACUAAAGAUGUUGGGAUGGUUCUUCCACCGCUCCGGAGAGUUCAGGCAGCAGGGCCCGAGUCUGAGUGUGUGGCCGGGCUGCGGUCCAGCAGUCCUGAUUUUCUCUUUCUCAGGCGUGAGUCAGCCCUUGUUCGCACCUGGAGGUCGCCAGGGCGCCCUGAACUUUGCACUAAAAUCCCUCACGCUCACCUUUCCCCCUGGGCGAUGCACAAAAGGGUCAGAAACCCCGAACUCCCCAGGGAACCAGGUCCCCGAGUUAAGUCCUCCUUUCCAGGUCCCAUCUCAUUGGGGCUGCCCUGAGAGAACAUGGUCUCGAGUUGGGUAAACGAAGAUGGGGGGACUCACGAAGAAACGCUCUAAUCCCAGGAACAAAUUCCGCUUCCCAGUGGUGGUCGGUACCCCUUGCUAGUAGCCUCUGACCAGGAACUGACCAUUCUGGACGAUUGAGUCACAAAGCAGAGGGGCUUAGGGAGCUCGCGGGGCGGGGUCCGGGCGGCCCCCACCCCGAGGUAGAGUGACGCCCGCAGUAACUUCACAAGGCAGAAAUUGUUACCUGGGAAAUAAAAGGCACCGUGGCGGCGGGAGCUCGGGAGUGGGCACAUGGGGGUGCGGGUGUGCAGGUGCCAAGCGCCAUGGGUUAGGCCCGAGAUCGGAGUCCGGCCGCCCCCCGACAGCAGCCGCCUCCUGCUCCCCGCGCGCCCCGGGCGCCACCAUGUCGGGUGACAAACUCCUGAGCGAACUUGGCUAUAAGCUGGGUCGCACAAUAGGCGAGGGCAGCUACUCUAAGGUUAAGGUGGCCACUUCCAAGAAGUACAAGGGUACGGUGGCCAUCAAGGUGGUGGACCGGCGGCGAGCGCCCCCGGACUUCGUCAACAAGUUCCUGCCUAGAGAGCUGUCCAUCCUGCGGGGUGUACGGCACCCGCAUAUCGUACACGUCUUCGAAUUCAUCGAGGUGUGCAACGGGAAGCUGUACAUCGUGAUGGAGGCGGCCGCCACCGACCUGCUGCAGGCGGUGCAGCGCAACGGGCGCAUCCCUGGAUCACAGGCGCGCGAGCUCUUCGCGCAGAUCGCGGGCGCUGUACGUUACUUGCACGACCACCAUCUGGUGCAUCGCGACCUCAAGUGCGAAAAUGUGCUGCUGAGCCCUGACGAGCGCCGCGUCAAGCUCACCGAUUUCGGCUUCGGUCGUCAGGCUCAUGGCUAUCCAGACCUUAGCACCACCUACUGCGGCUCGGCAGCCUAUGCGUCACCUGAGGUACUCCUGGGCAUUCCCUACGACCCCAAGAAAUAUGACGUGUGGAGCUUGGGCGUCGUGCUCUACGUCAUGGUCACCGGGUGCAUGCCCUUCGACGACUCAGACAUCGCGGGCCUGCCCCGGCGCCAGAAGCGCGGCGUGCUCUAUCCCGAGGGCCUAGAGCUCUCCGAGCGCUGCAAGUCCCUGAUUGCCGAGUUGCUACAAUUCAGCCCAUCAGCCAGGCCCUCAGCGGGCCAGGUAGCGCGCAACAGCUGGCUGCGCGCUGGGGACUCCGGCUAGGAGCCGGGGUUCCCGGGGUUCCCGGUGAACCCUGCACUGGCACGCUUCCGGAAACCCGCGAAGCCGCCGCUUGCGAUUGCACACGUGCUCUACCCUUUCCCUUCCCCUGCGCGGCGUGGGCCGCAAUUGCCCGGGUUUGGAAUCUAGUUCCUCCUCCACAAUCCCGAGAGCUGGAGGGCGCAUAUGCAUCCUCAAGUCCCUGCGAAAAGGCCCCGGGAGGGGCCAGACGAGAGGAGACGAAGCUUUGCGCCUGCGCGGAAUGAGCGUUGGUUACGCGGCAGAUGGUGGCUUAGAGGAGGAGCUGCCGGCGAGCCGACUUGCGUGGAGGGCGUCCCUCCCCAGCCAGCCGCGGAUGCCAGAUUUUCGGUUAGAACCUGCAAUAAACUCGCUCUUCCUCGCAAAGUGGCUUUAGCAGUGGCCCCUUUUACAGAGCAGGGAGGAGGGAGCCGUCCGGGGAGGAAGGCUGGCGCGGUCUGCCCAUUAUAGAGGAAGGCAUAUUGAGGUUCUGUCUUCCAGUCUCAGAAGAGAGUUGGGAGGCCAGGCGUGGUGGUGUUCCGAGCGACUAGGGAGACUGAGGCAGGAGGAUGGCAAGUUCGAGGCCAGCCUCAGCAAUUUAGCGAGGCCCUAAGCAAUUUAGCGAGAGCCAGUCUCAGAAAUAAAUAAAUGAAGUAAAUAAAUAGGUCUGGAGAUGUGACUCAGUGGUUAAGCACCCCUGGGUUCAAUCCCCAGUACCAAAUAAAUAAAUAGUUGGGAGGAUUCAAACCCCAGUCAAUAUAUGGGAUUCUCCAAAUGGAGCAAAUUCAGAGGGUCUCUUGUUAUCUCAGGAUUUCUGACGAUGCUGUGUAUGGGAUGCUGGGUAUAAACUGUGCAUUAACCGAUAAGGAAACAGGCCCACCCAGAUGUUAUUUGCCCACAGACAGGCUGUGAUUGGAAGCUAGAUCUUUUUGUAGUGGGGAAGCCCUCUUUGGUGAAGGUACCUUGCCUUUGGGAAGAGUUUGGGGAUAGAAUUAGAGUGAAUCCUGCUCAGUCCUCAUGCAUUUCUUAGGCACCUGCUGUGUACCAAGGCCCUGGAACUCAGUGAAGAGGCUUCAACCAAUCCCUGCCCUCAUGAGAAAGCAAGUGAAAAUUAAGUAAAAUAAAAGAAUUGCUUGGAAAUAAUGUAAGCCAGACAUGGUGGAGCAUGCCUGUAAUCCCAUAAAUUUGGGAGACUGAGGCAGGAGGAUUGCGAAAUUCAAAGCUUGCCUCAGCAACUUACCGAGACCCUCAGGAACUUAGCAAGACCCCGCCUCAAAAUAAAAAAAUUAAAAGGGUUGGGGAUGUGGCUCAGUGGUUAAGCACACCUGGGUUCAAUCCCUGGUACCAAAUAAUAAUUGUAAAUUGUGUUAAACGCCAGGAAGAGGAAGGACGCAUCCACAAUUAAAGCCAUCACUUUUUUCAGGCGUGGGGCAGGGCGAGGGGCAAGUAACCAGGGAUUGAACACAGACACUGAGCCACAUCCCCAGCCCUUUUUUGUAUUUUAUUUAGAGACAAGAUCUUGCUGAGUUGCUGCUUAGGGCUUCUGUAAGUGGCUGAGGCUGGCUUUUGAACUGGAGAUUUCUCCUGCCUCAGCCUCCAGAGUGGCUGGGUUUACUGGUAUGUGCCAUCACAUUUGAGUUGAGUCUUGAAGGAGUCAUUGGAAAAGGGCAGAGGUUUGAGUAAGCCAGGAAGUUCCUGUGGCUGGAAGAGCAAGGGAGUGGGGAGAGGAGGUGGAGAGCUACAAGUCCCAGGGGGACCCCACAGGGCCUGGGGGAGGUUGGGAGUUUUGGCUGCCUUGAGGUUACUAGGUUUGGUGACAUUUUGCUGACAUUUGUGGUGUAUGACAAAUAUGUCCCUCAACCCUAACCUGCUUGAUUUCAUCUGAACCUCAAUGGUCCUAGAGGGAGUUUCUCAGCUGUGGGUGUUGCCAUGCCAGCCACUGCUCACUCACCUUCCAUGCUUUCUGUUAUCUUGGAGUUUGAGCACAGCUCUCCCCUUACCCCCUUCAAAUGGACUGUGGCCCCAUCCCCCUCAUUUUGCCCAUGAGGAAACUGAGGCUAGAAGAGAGGGUGUGCUUGACCUUCAAGUUCUGACUGGGUUGUCACAGCUGAGGCAGAAAACUCAGACCUUCUGCUUUACACUGGAGGAUGGAGCCUCCAGUGUUCCCAGGGCCUCCACUGCACUUAGAGUGCAUCCACAUCCUCCUCACCUGUGUCUUUAAAGUGCAACCACUCUGUCCUCUUUGUUCUUGACCUGUGCUUCAUCCCACCACCAAACCAUUGCCCAGGCUCUUCUCACUCCUGGCGUCACUUUCCCUCCCUUAUUUGAGUUAACUUGAUGUUACCUCCUCUGGGAGGUAACAUCGGUCCACUGAUGAAUCUGUAGGAAACUUUGAGGCCCUGCUCCAUGGCCACACAGGCCCAGGGCCCAGUUCAGGGGGCAAAAAGUUUCAGGGACCAGGGUUAUUGUCCCAUUUCUCAGCUUGAGAAACUUGCUGAGACCACCGUCCAGGACUGGAUCUGCCCCUGGUCCACUGAGGUGCCUGUAUGUGAUCCAGAGAAGCACAGGGAUCUUGAGGGUGGAGAUAGGGCCCCAAAGUGCCCCAUAAGUAUGUUUCUUGAGGUCAGUGUUGGGUUAUGGGGCACUGGUUGGGAUCUUACAGGUGGAGAACAGGCUUGGGUUUAAUAUCUACUCUGCCCUCUACCAGCUCUUGUGCGUUGCUGAAGUGACUCAGCACACUAUUGGGAGGCUAUUGGGAGGUAGUCAGCUCCCAGGGUAGAGGGAAGGAUGCCGCCCAAACAGCAAAACAAGUUCAUAUUUUAUGCAUUUGGAAUGCAAAGUGAUCCCAAGUUUCACUUUAAAAAUAAAAAUGUGCCAGCCACUGUGCCUGUGAUCCCAGUGACGCAGGGGGCUGAGACCAGUCUCAGCAAUUUAGCAGGACCCUGUUUCACAAUGAAGUAAAAGGGGCAGGGAAUGUAGUUUAGUGGUAGUAGAGUGCUUGCAUGGCAUUGAGGCCUUGGUGUUCAACCUGUUACUGAAAAAAGUUUUUUUAAAAUGAAAACAAAUGUGAGGGGCUGUAGUGUAGCUCUGUUAUGCUUAGAUGCACAUGAUCCUGGGUUUAGUCCCCGGCACCAAAAAUAAAAUGUGAAACUUAGCAUCUGAAAACAAAUUUUCAUCAGAUAUCAUUCACUUUUGGAGACACAGCCCACAGCUCAAACUGUGCUUAGAAUGUGCAUCUGUAAUAUCAAGUUCUGCAGCAAAGACCACUUCUCAAGGUACCAAGCCUGAAAAUUGCUCCAGAAAAAAAUCCUGCACUGACUGGAGUUUGGAGGCUGAUGGGCAAAACCCACUGGGAUCUUGACCCCAUUCCUCUGGUCUUGUGGGGUUAAGUUAGGUCCAGAACCCCAGGUCUUGGUGCAGAUAGCGCCUAGGACCAAGGGUAGGUAGGGAGGGACACCAUCAGGUAAGAUGCCUUAGUUGCAUUCUUCCCCCAUUAAAAAGCUGCCCUGAAGCUGGAACAAAACACAGGGAAAUCAAGGUAGAGGGGACAAAAGAAGAGUACAGUUGACACAUUAUCCAUUUCUUUAUUGUCCUUCAGAGUCUAAAAGUUCCUCAUGAUACAAAGUAUGACCACCAAUUCCAGUCUCUUUGUUUUGGAACUUCUAUUGGUUUGGUGGCAAACAUUUUUUUUUUUACAUGUUUUAUUAUCAAAGAUUUAUAGUCACAAUAAAUACAAGUGACAACCUCCCCACCGCCCCCAAAAUUCCCUCAUACCCUGCACUAGUGUAACCAUCUAUUACACUUUCUUUGUUAAGGAUUAUAAAAAUGUUUGCUGUCCUUUUGAUAAAAGCUGUUGAAAUUCUUUAGGCUAACGUCAUGUGCAGCAUAUAACUCAGCAUCAAAGAAAAACUCUACGGCAGAGUGGCAUGGACCAUCCUUUUCAUUUCCGAUAUCCCUGUUAUAAGAAUAUUUAUAUAGAAAAAUUUGUGUUUCUCCAGCCAAUAGGAGAGUGAAUGUGGAAACAAGACACAAGGAAGCAGCUGAUUACCUCAUUCCCUCUGCCUAGGGUGAGCUUCACAGAGGUCCUGGAGAGGUAGUUAGGAACCAAAGCUGCUCAGUGCUACUGUCCCACCCUCAGGGGACACCCAUGUUCACCAGAGGUGUAGUUCAUUUCAGACUGGAGUCCCUAUGAUACAGUCAAGAUGGCUAGAGCUGUGGGUGGCUCCAGAUGGAAUGUGUGAACAUAAACUGCCCCAACUUCAAAUCAGGUGAUGUCCCCACCCUAGUUGACCACAGGUUUCCAGUUGCCUUGGAGGUUUGUGUUAGAGAUAACUGGAGAUUGUUAUAAUCAAUCUUUGGGCCUGUGGGUUCCCAUAGGCUCAUGGCUCUCAAGAGCUAGAUCCCUGCAAGGGCUCUCAGGGAAGACCAGGACUUGCCAGCACUUUAGGGAAUGGUGGCUGGUUUUGAGGUGCGCUUUGCCGCUGGUAAAUACCCUUAAUGCUAAUAAAUAUCCUUUCCUGGUAUGGCUCAACCCCACACCCAGAGAGGUAUUCAGUCAUGCCUUUAGGUGUUAACAAAUUUCGGCACAGAAUCACCCACUUGGGGCUUUAUCACACAAGUUAUAUCACAAAGAGGGAACUCAAAGAAAAAAAAAAAAAAGGUGAACUUUCAAGACAGUCAAAAUGAAA
This is a messenger RNA of Marmota monax (woodchuck), 6303 nucleotides long. It is a transcript of the gene Tssk6, whose product is annotated as testis specific serine kinase 6. NCBI's taxonomy places the organism in Eukaryota, Metazoa, Chordata, Mammalia, Rodentia, Sciuridae. The record is from RefSeq and is a predicted model, not a curated record. Gene Ontology annotation, cellular component: cytoplasm. Gene Ontology annotation, biological process: microtubule cytoskeleton organization; protein phosphorylation; intracellular signal transduction. Bases 779 to 1600 code for a protein of 273 amino acids. The transcript has a single exon. Gene Ontology annotation, molecular function: tau-protein kinase activity; ATP binding; protein serine/threonine kinase activity.